AUGGCUGCAUACAAAGUCUCCAUGAAAGCCAUUGACGAAGAGUUCGAACGUCUCAUGAAAAUCCGACAAAUUGAACUCGCCAUAGAAGACCGAAAAUUUCUCAAGACUGCCUGGGACUCGCUGGCAUCGAAGACUCUGGUAGACCUUCGAGGACCUAUGAACAGAUCGCUUAUCCACUACGCGUCCAUGGGUGAUUGCUCCGAGCUCAUAAGAUACCUGCUGCUCAGCAACGUAGCAGUGGAUGCGCGUGACCGGAACAAACGGACUCCUCUCUCGUGGGCUGCAGAGUAUGCUUCUUUGAAUGUUGUGAAAAUUCUCUUGCUCAAUGGAGCAGAAAUAAAUUCAACCGAUGACAUGUACACUACACCAUUAAGUUGGCUGCUAGGAGCAGGACCAUUGAAUAAGAGCGCUGAAACAGAAGCUUAUUUGAGAAAGAUGGGAGGGAAAGAAAAGGGGAUGAAGCGACGGUGGAUUCUGAAGAAAUUGCACUUGUUCUGA
Messenger RNA from Penicillium roqueforti, 498 nucleotides. RefSeq names its product ankyrin repeat domain-containing protein. Gene Ontology annotation, molecular function: protein binding. The record is from RefSeq and is a predicted model, not a curated record. NCBI's taxonomy places the organism in Eukaryota, Fungi, Ascomycota, Eurotiomycetes, Eurotiales, Aspergillaceae. The coding region runs from base 1 to 498 and encodes 165 amino acids. The transcript has a single exon.